Cryptomeria japonica (Japanese cedar) is the source of this 2854-nucleotide messenger RNA. RefSeq names its product exocyst complex component EXO70B1. The record is from RefSeq and is a predicted model, not a curated record. Gene Ontology annotation, biological process: exocytosis. The coding region runs from base 447 to 2471 and encodes 674 amino acids. Gene Ontology annotation, molecular function: phosphatidylinositol-4,5-bisphosphate binding. Gene Ontology annotation, cellular component: exocyst. The transcript has a single exon. NCBI's taxonomy places the organism in Eukaryota, Viridiplantae, Streptophyta, Pinopsida, Cupressales, Cupressaceae.
UUUAACCUUCUUGCACGUCGUUUCCACGCUAAUAAAUUUUUCUAAUACAAUUUGUUCGUUUUGUGCCUUGGAAGACGUGGAUAAGAAGCUGUUGAAGAGGCUUUCUUUGUAUGGAGGGUGCAAAGGGACUGUACGCAGAGGGCAUCGCAGCUGGAUUGUUGGAAGAUCGCGGCAAAUGCGCAGAAUGUCUUAAACAUUGCAGCACUGAUGUAAUAAUUCGAAAUCGAAUUAUUAAAUUCUAGAAUUUGUCGGCUUAUUUGAUUGCAGGGCAGGGAAUUUGGGCACAGAAGAAGAAAAUGGGGGCAAGAUUCUGUCUUGGAGUGGAUCGGGAGGGGGAUCGGGUUGGGGUGAUACAGAAGGUAGAAGAUUGAGAUGCUUGGGAGGUAAUUGAUUUGUGAAGAUCCUAAGGGAGGAUUUUGAGGCGUUUCUGUGAGAUUUUGGCAGGCAUGACGGCCGUGGAGGGAGACGAGAGAGUGAUUGCUGCGGCGCAGCAUAUUGUGAGAAGCCUGGGCACAACUGCGAACAUGACUAAUGAUAUGCUGAAGAUAUUUUCGAGCUUUGACAAUCGGUUUUCCAGCAUGAGCGAACAGAGCCUUGCGCAGGCGCGCAGUGAAAUUGAAGAAAGGUUGGCAUUUGCGGAAGAAAUGGUGUUGCGGUGGGACAUGAAUUCUUCUGAAGCCGCGCGGCAGUCUAUGAUCUGGGAAGGGGCGCCCGAUGAGGCGGCUUCUUAUUUGCACGCCGUUGAUGAAGUUCAUCGCUUGAUGGAGAGCCUCGCCACGCGUUCGCUUCCUGAAAAUGUGAAUGAUAAUAAUAAUGGUGGUGGAAAUGAUCUAAUAGGUCGUGCUCAGAAUGUUCUGCAUAUUGCUAUGACGCGGUUGGAGCUGGAGUUUCGUAAUAUUUUGGAUCAGGAGAGUGGAGUUUUCGAGGCUGAGCGGCUGUACGAGAGAAAUCAGGGUCCCGUGUCUAGGGUUUCGUUUUGUUCUUCUUCUACUCACGAGGAGGAUUUGGUGGACGAUGCAUCCAUCAGUUCUCCUGCAAAUGUAAACGGCAAUGGCGAUCGUGAGAAUGUCAACGUCAUCUUGGAUUUAAUAGCUCCUGAGGUAAUUCCCGCCCUGAAAGACAUUGCUGAGCGUAUGGUUGCUUGUGGUUAUACGGAGGAGUGUUGUCAGGUUUACAUUUGUGUCCGUAGACAUGUUCUAGAGGAGAGCCUGUAUCGUCUUGGCAUAGAGAAGCUUAGUAUAGAAGAAAUUCAGAAGAUGGAUUGGGAAUGUCUGGAAGGGAAGAUGAAGAAAUGGAACCAGGCUGCAAAGAUUGCAGUGGGAGUUGUUAUGGCGAGUGAGAAGCACCUGUGUGAGCAGAUAUUUGGGGAAUUGGGAUGCGAGGACGGCACCUUUGUGGAGACUGCCAAAGGGGGUAUUAAACAGCUUCUUAAUUUCAGCGAGGCGGUGGCCAUCAGCCGCAGGUCCCCAGAAAGGCUUUUCAGGAUCCUUGAUAUGUAUGAGUGCCUCUCGGAUCUUUUACCAGAUAUUAAUUCUAUAUUUUCUGACGAGUGCUCUGUGAGUACCAGCAUCAGAGUUGAGGCUCUUGGAAUUUUGAGGCGCCUAGGGGAAGCGGUGAAGGGUACUUUUGUGGAAUUUGAGAAUGCUAUACAGAGAGAGACUUCGAGGACUCCAAUCCCCGGCGGGGCUGUUCAUCCCUUGACUCGCUAUGUCAUGAAUUAUAUAAGAUUUCUUUUUGACUACACAGAUACUUUGAAACACCUUAUUGCCAAUGAGGGAAAGGAAAAGGAAAAAGGAGAUGCUAAGAGGCGGAUUUCCAAUGACUUCCUGGAUUCUUCUGAGGAUGAUUGUCAGGGCGACAGUUUAAGCAGCUCACCUUUGGCUCAUCGCCUCUUAUCUAUUACAUUGUUGCUUGAAUCGAAUUUAGACGGGAAAUCAAAAUUGUACAAGGACCUUUCACUUUCACAUCUUUUCUUGAUGAAUAAUGUUCAUUACAUUGUUCAGAAAGUUAAAAGCUCCGAGCUUAGGACUCUUCUUGGUGAUGACUGGUUAAGAAAGCACAGUGGCCAGGUCCGUCAGCACGCGACAAAUUAUCAAAGAGCAGCUUGGAACAAGGUAUUGUCUUGCCUGAGAGAUGAAGGAAUUUCUAUUGCCGGAAAUUUUUCCAAUAAAGUUUCGAAGGAUGCUCUUAAAGAACGUUUCAAGAGUUUUAAUUCUGCAUUUGAAGACGUGUAUCGGAAUCAGACUGCAUGGUUGGUUCCAAAUCCUCAGCUCCGUGAGGAGCUACGCAUAUCUAUUGCAGAGAAACUCCUCCCAGCUUAUCGAUCCUUCACGGGAAGAUUCAGGAGCCAUUUGGAAAGUGGAAGGCAUGCAGAAAGGUACAUGAAAUACACAGCUGAAGACUUGGAGAACUACCUAUUAGACUUGUUUGAAGGCUCACCAGGUUCCAUGGGUCGGAGAAGGUCUUCAUGAGGGUUGUAUCAUCCUAUUUAUGUUGUAUAAUCCUAUUUCUUUUCCUGCUUCCCAAAUUUCCCUGCUUUCGAUUUUGUUCAUUUACUCUUACACUUGUUAAAGAAUGGAAGGUACGCUAGAACCAGAUCCAUACCUCAUUAUGUAUGAAUUUUUAGUUAGGACCAGUUGUGUGCCUCAUGAUCUAUGCAGAUUGAUGCUUUCUGUGGAAACACCUAUGUAUAAAGGCGUUUCAGGUUCACUGGUGUAGUAUCCUAAUGUACUUGUAAAAGUUGAUAUUACUUGUUAUGUUCAGCAAUUUUUCUUUGUUUUUGAAUGGGCGAUAAGCUAAAGAAUUUAAAUUGACAUUUUUGAAAGGAAUUCGAUUCGGUUGCUUUAGCCUUUGA